AGACAGCGCUGUUAGCAGUCGAUUGUAGACCCAGACAUGGCGGCUUACAGGUGGAACACACUCUGCUAAUGUUGAUGUUAAUUUGAAGGGUGACCGGAGAAAAUCAGCAGAUAUGCUCGGACUGACAUUGAAAGAGGUGUCUUUGGCAUUCAGGGAGGGGAGAAUCUCCCCAACUGAGCUCUGUAGGAAGUGUCUGAAUCGCAUCAAAAAAACUCAGCGCCUGAAUGCUUACAUCACUGUUACAGAGGAAUUUGCUAUGAAACAGGCUCGACAGUCGGAAGCAAGGCUGCUUCAAGGCAUCCCCAAAGGACCCCUGGAUGGGAUCCCCUUUGCAGUCAAGGACAAUUUCUGCACUGCCAAUAUCAGGACAACAUGUGCCUCCAAGAUGCUGAAAGACUACACUCCGCCCUACAAUGCUACAGUUGUACAAAAGCUUCUUGACCAAGGGGCCGUACUGAUGGGGAAGACUAACAUGGAUGAGUUUGCGAUGGGUGCAGGCAGUACCGACGGGGCGUUCGGUCCAGUCAGAAACCCGUGGAGCUACUCAGACUCAUACAGAACACAGGGGGGAGCAGCUUCUGACUCCGACUGGGUCAUCACUGGAGGAAGUUCUGGGGGAAGUGCCGCAGCUGUCGCUUCAUGCACAAGCUACCUGGCUUUGGGUUCAGACACAGGCGGUUCAACCCGUAAUCCCGGAGCGCUGUGUGGAGUGUUCGCCCUGAAGCCCACUUACGGCCUGGUGUCAAGGCAUGGGCUCAUUCCCUUAGUUAAUUCCAUGGAUGUCCCUGGAAUUAUUACACGCAGCGUCAGUGACGCAGCUAUCGCCCUAGGUGUCCUCCAAGGCAUUGAUGUUAGAGACUCGACCACAGUUCCUGCUCCAUCAGCACUAGCAGAGCUUCCUGAAGACUUUGAUGUCAAGAACAUCUGUGUUGGCAUCCCUAAGGAGUACCAUGCCCCCGGCCUGUCUGAGGAGACCCUGGCUCAGUGGAGUCGUGUUGCAGACUUGUUUGAGAAAGCGGGAGCCCGGGUGGAGCAGGUUUCCCUCCCACACACUCAGUACUCCAUCGUCUGCUACCAUGUCCUUUGCCACACCGAGGUGGCGUCAAACAUGGCCCGAUUUGAUGGGCUGGAAUACGGCCACCGGAGUGAGAUGAAGAGCUCCACGGAGGUGAUGUAUGCUUCAACCCGACACGAGGGCUUCAACGAUGUAGUCAGAGGGAGGAUUCUUUCCGGGAACUACUUUCUGCUUAAACAGAACUACCAGCACUACUUUGUGAAGGCCCAAAAAGUCCGUCGGCUGAUCGCAGACGACUUCCGGCAUGUUUUUGGAUCAGGGGUCGAUGUGCUGCUGACUCCCACAACUCUGACUGAUGCGGCCUGUUACCAUGACUUCACACAGGAAGACAACCGAACUCGCAGCGCACAGGAAGAUGUCUUCACCCAACCUGCAAACAUAGCAGGCCUCCCUGCUGUCUCUGUGCCGAUCGCCUUAUCACGGCGGGGUCUGCCCAUUGGCUUACAGCUCAUCGGCCCCGCCCUUGAAGACAAGAAACUGCUUUGUGUCGCUCAGUGGGUCGAGCAGAGGGUGAACUUCCCAUCCAUCAGUGACUGCGAUAACACUCAGGAGAGCAGGAAGGAUCCAGGAGUGACCAGGAGGGAGCAGACUUCAGCCAUCUAAGGAGCGCUUUCGAUACCAUCAAAACUAAAACAACUCCUGAUAACCUUAUAGGAAGUUCUAUAUGGAGUUAUCGGAUCACAAAUUACAGAUGCUUUAUAAAGUACAUUUAAUAAACUACAGAAUGUUAAAACCUGACUACUGUUUAACUGGGAUGUUGCAUCACAUCCUAUUAAAUAGACAUAAUGUAAGAGCCGGCCAUUCUCGUUAAGCUUGUAUGUAUUUACAGAGCCAAAGUUCUUCCAUACUAGAGUACAAGUCUAUCUUUAGAGCUCUUUUCUUUGUCGUUGACUAUGAAAUUCAUUUUGAGAAACUCCACUUAUAUCGUACGUAGAGAACAUAGAUUUAAUCCUAAAUACUUAUUUUUUAGGCACAGCUUAGUCGGGAAUCACGGGUCUGAUUAUUAAAACAGCAAUGUCAAUAGAAACUGAAUUUAAAAACUUUUUUUUCUAAUCUCUUGUUUUGAUGAGGCAGUCAUUUUACAAA
This is a messenger RNA of Xiphophorus couchianus (Monterrey platyfish), 2161 nucleotides long. RefSeq names its product glutaminyl-tRNA amidotransferase subunit QRSL1 (gene qrsl1). Gene Ontology annotation, molecular function: glutaminyl-tRNA synthase (glutamine-hydrolyzing) activity. Lineage: Eukaryota; Metazoa; Chordata; Actinopteri; Cyprinodontiformes; Poeciliidae. The transcript has 11 exons. Gene Ontology annotation, cellular component: glutamyl-tRNA(Gln) amidotransferase complex; mitochondrion. The record is from RefSeq and is a predicted model, not a curated record. Gene Ontology annotation, biological process: glutaminyl-tRNAGln biosynthesis via transamidation; mitochondrial translation. The coding region runs from base 113 to 1678 and encodes 521 amino acids.